Messenger RNA from Ectocarpus sp. CCAP 1310/34, 831 nucleotides. The record is from the annotation of a GenBank genome assembly. Lineage: Eukaryota; Phaeophyceae; Ectocarpales; Ectocarpaceae.
AUGGCCCCAGGCAAGCGCCCUUUUUCGGUGGGGAAACCCACCAAGAUUGUUGACAUCAACUGUCUUCACGUUUCGUGCUCCCAACCCAAUGAGUUUCUUUUGCGUGAGCUUGCGAAGCAGCACGGUCUCCGACUGACCGGUGUCCUGCAGCCUUGUGGUGGAUGUCUGCAGGCGAAGGGGAAGAAGGCGGGCGUGCCUCACCAAUCGAGCACGCGCGCGGAGCGGCCGCACAUGCUUUGGCAUAUCGAUCUGUGUGGGCCGAUGACAGCUUCGCUGGGGGGGUCGUUUUUCAUGAUAACGUUCGUGGAAAGCUUCUCGCGGUGGAUGAAGCUGUACGGGAUGAGGCGCAAGUCGGACACCCUCGACUUCGUCAAGAAGUUCCUCGCCGACGUGAGUGGCACCGGUGUCCCUCGCUCUUUCCGGAUGGACAACGUGGGGGAGUUCGUCAGCCGCGACUUCAUCGCCUUCUGCGACAACGCCGGCAUCCGCCGUACGUACACGGCGCCGGGUACCCCGCAGCAGAUUGGUCCGGCGGAGAGUGCGAUCUGGCGCGUGAACAAGGCCGGCCACGCCGCUCGUCUCGAGGCACGCCGCCUGUUCCCCAAGAUCGACUUCACCCGCGUCCCCGGCUUCGGACGCGAUGGCGAGCAACUUUUGCUUGAGUCGUGUCACUGGGCUGCCGGCGGCGUCGACCGUUCUCCGACCAAGGCAAACAUCGGGUGCAAGUCGCCGCACGAGCUCUUCACCGGUCGCCCGCCCUCGCUCCAGAUCGUCCCGUUCUUACAGUCGGGGUACAUGUGUGUGAUGCGCGCGCGGAAGGUGGAUCCCUAG